Messenger RNA from Styela clava, 2861 nucleotides. RefSeq names its product AP-3 complex subunit mu-1-like. Gene Ontology annotation, cellular component: clathrin adaptor complex. NCBI's taxonomy places the organism in Eukaryota, Metazoa, Chordata, Ascidiacea, Stolidobranchia, Styelidae. The record is from RefSeq and is a predicted model, not a curated record. Gene Ontology annotation, biological process: vesicle-mediated transport; intracellular protein transport.
CAUUCAAUACAGUAAUAUUUUAUAAUUUAGAUUAAACAUAUAAUAAUAUAUAAUACUACAGAGCGGUAUAUAGAAGAGAGUCAAUAUGAUACACAGUCUUUUCAUGAUAAAUUCAAGGGGCGAUAUUUUCAUGGAGAAGCAUUGGAAAACUGCCAUAAAACGUGCAGUUUGUGAUUAUUUCUUCAAAGCUCAAGAAAAAGCAUCUAGUCCAAAUGACAUUCCUCCCAUCAUAUCUACUCCUCACCAUUAUCUAAUUAGCAUAUUCCGGGAUAGACUCUACUUUGUUGCUGUCAUUAAUAAAGAAACCCCUCCGUUGUUUGUUAUUGAAUUUCUGCAUCGAAUCGUUGACACAUUUAUUGAUUAUUUUGAUGAAUGUUCAGAAAGAUCAAUAAAAGAGAAUUAUGUUAUUGUGUAUGAAUUAUUGGAAGAGAUGUUGGAUAAUGGUUAUCCUCUUGCAACUGAAAGUAAUGUUCUGAAGGAAUUGAUAAAACCUCCCAAUAUUCUAAGAUCAGUGGUAAACACUGUUACUGGCCAAAGCAAUGUUGCUGAUACACUGCCUACAGGACAACUCUCGAAUGUACCUUGGAGACGAACUGGGGUGAAAUACACAAGCAAUGAAGCUUAUUUUGAUGUCACAGAAGAGGUAGAUGCCAUAAUUGAUCGAUCUGGUUCAACAGUUUUUGCUGAAAUUCAGGGUACAGUUGAAGCAACAGUGAAAUUAUCUGGCAUGCCUGACCUCACACUUUCAUUUGUCAACCCAAGAUUACUAGAUGAUGUCAGUUUUCAUCCGUGUGUUCGACUGAAACGUUGGGAAACAGAAAGAGUAUUUUCCUUCAUUCCUCCUGACGGUUCCUUCCAAUUAUGCUCUUACCAAGUCAGUAGUUCCAGCAUGGUUGCGAUUCCUAUUUACGUUCGACACAAUAUUCAAUAUGCUGGUUCAGGUGGAAAAUUCGAACUUGUAGUUGGACCUAGACAAGCAAUGGGAAAAACAUUGGAAGAUGUUAUAAUUAAAGCUCCCAUGCCUAAGCAAGUUCUCAAUUUAGGUCUGUCACCAAGCCAAGGUCACUAUAUGUUUGACCAGGUUGAUAAAGUUAUGACUUGGUUUGUAGGGCCAAUAAAUGCUGCAAAACCUCCUUCCAUCCGAGGAACGAUUAGUGUGCAAUCUGGAGUUGCUGCACCAGAAGAAAAACCUACUCUUUCUGUUAGUUUUAAAAUCCAGCAAUUGUGUAUUUCUGGGCUUCGAGUUAACAGAUUGGACAUGUACGGCGAGAGGUAUAAACCAUUCAAAGGAGUAAAAUAUAUUACAAAAGCUGGGCGAUUUCAACUUCGAACCUAGUCUAUUGCUCUUUCUUCAUUUAUAUUUCAUCGUGCUAUAUGUAGUAUAAAAGUAUGAUAUAGAUAUAUGUCAGAUAUAUUCCCACCAUAAUUAUUUUGUAUCAAUCAUUUGAAUGGUGCCUGUCGAACAAACAGACAUGAUUUUUUUGUGCUGGAUUCCAGUAUGAGCAUUGUGAAUAUCUUGUAUCGUCUGGUGCGCCUCAUGUAAUGUUCGAUGCAAGUCCAAUAUCAUGAUAACAUUAUGUCAAAUGCAUUUGUAAUUGAAUUUUUUGUGAAGGUGGAAAAAAUUCUAAUGUCAUUCCAAUCCAAGGGCUUUCCCGAAUCGUCUCCUCUGUUAUCAAUCACGAGUCUAUGACUAUUCUAAAAAUGUUUUCUGAAGAUUUUCAGUAUUCCACAAAAUUUCAUUCCUGGUUUUUCUAUGUGGAUAUUCCACUGACUGGCACAAAGCUAAAACAGUUUGUCAAAUUUGUUUGCAUGUUUGGAAUAUGUCAGCCAUUUUACUCAUUGGAUAGUUAUUUAUUCUUAUUACCAGAUAUUAUGGCCUAUUGUAGAUUGGAAUACUGACUGUAUUAAAGUCAAUGGAUUAACUUUUCUAGUUGUUUGCAUCCUAACUACAACUAUAUGAGCGAAAAUACAUGGAAAUCUUGAAUUUAAAAGGUUUCUUAUUGCAUUCUCAGAUCCAAGAUUUCAUCUUUUUAAAUGCAUAGUUGGGACUAAUAAUGGUGUUAGCUUUGAUAGUAUAUUUCUUUGUUAGUCAUUAAUAAUCAUUGUUGUUUUCGGUACAACUGACCGCAUUUUAAAAUUUAAUAUCAAGAGAAAUCACAUGCAGACAAUUCAAGACUACAAUUGACAAAAUCGUAUAGAACUUCUUGUAUUAUAUUAAGAAAAGUUAUAUAACAUUUUGUAAAGCUGUCAAUAGUGCAAUUUGUUAUUCUACUCAAUUACAAUGUAUUGGAUACUGCUGAAUGUACAUGGUUUCAGCUUCAAUGGAUAGUAUAGGAUUUUCAUACUUAUGAAAAGAAAACAUUAUACCAACAGCUUAAUCCCAUGGUCCAGGCCAUGUAGGGCAGGAGUUAUCGACCUGGGAUAAGCGAACCCCCAAGGGUUCACGAAAAGAAUUCCAGAGGUACUUGAAUGGCAGUUGAGUUUUCAUGUGUGGCUAUUUUUUAAUGUCCUUUACUAUCAGAGGGAAAAGCGUGCCAAUUGAAACUCAGCGAAGAUUUUCCCUAAUCUUGCAUUGUUGUUACUCAACAAUGGGAGCUUUGCAGCCAAACUGGGAAAUCUCAAAAGACAAUUUGCUGUUUGCUCGAAUUGAGAAACUUAUUCGCAAUAAACUGGGACAGCCUUCACACUAAUGCUCCAUAAUCUAUAUAAAUGAAAUGAAUACUUUUGUUGUUUAUUACCAUUUAAAACAGUGGUUCCCAACCUUUCUGUCGGACCGGUAAAAAAUUGAAAUGAGUGUGAUAGGAAAUAAUAACAUAUUUGCACUCGCUAUGCUUUUAGAUAAAAUGGCACACUUGAAACAA